Messenger RNA from Diversispora eburnea, 3225 nucleotides. NCBI's taxonomy places the organism in Eukaryota, Fungi, Glomeromycota, Glomeromycetes, Diversisporales, Diversisporaceae. The record is from the annotation of a GenBank genome assembly.
AUGUUUCAUGACGAAAGUUCAUAUCCAGAUGAGAUCACUAGUAAUGAAUCCUUUACAACUGGGGAGGGUGAAAUUGAACCAAUUUUAACAGAUAAUUUCGCGGAAGAAACAAUAAGCGAAAUCAAAGAUAGCCAAAUUCCUGAAAAUGAACAUUUAAUUCUUAGUCACCAGGUUCGUCACCAAGUGGCACUUCCUCCGAAUUAUCCAUAUAUACCAAUUUCUCAACAUGCACCACCUUCAGAGCCUGCGAGAACAUAUCCAUUUGAACUAGAUCCAUUUCAAAAAGUUGCAAUUGCUUCGAUAGAAAGAUCAGAAUCUAUUUUAGUCAGUGCCCACACAUCUGCAGGAAAAACAGUUAUUGCCGAAUAUGCAAUUGCCAAAUCUUUGAGGGAUAGGCAAAGAGUUAUUUAUACAAGUCCAAUAAAGGCCUUAAGUAAUCAAAAAUUUCGUGAAUUGGAAGCAGCAUUCGGAGAUGUAGGAUUAAUAACUGGAGAUACUACUAUAAAUCCUAAUGCUAUUUCAUGGGUUAUAUUUGAUGAAAUUCAUUACAUGCGUGAUAAAGUACGUGGUGUAGUAUGGGAGGAAACUAUUAUUCUAUUACCACAUCAAAUUCAUUUCAUUUUCUUGUCUGCAACUAUUCCUAAUGCCAUGGAAUUUGCUGAAUGGAUUUGUAAAAUACACGCUCAGCCUUGUCAUGUUGUAUAUACCGAUUUUCGUCCCACACCACUACAACAUUAUAUUUAUCCUUGUGGAGGAGAGGGUAUUUAUCAGGUGGUUGAUGAAUUGGGUAUAUUUAAAGAAUCAAGUUUCUUGCAAGCAACUCGGUUAUUGGUUCCAGAAUCAAUUAUGGAAUAUAAUAAAAAAGCUGAUGAUAAACUUAGAUACGGUCCUUCAGAUAUUAUUAAAAUUGUAAGCAUGAUUAUGCAAAGAGAUUAUUUACCUGUAAUAAUAUUCUCUUUUGGAAAGAGGGAAUGUGGAAAUCUGGCUCAUCAAUUAAAAGAUAUUGAUGUAUGCACUGAAAAAGAAAAACCAUUAGUACAAACAGUUAUUAAUAAUGCCCUUCAAAUAAUUAACCCUGAUGAUCGUCAAUUGGCCCAGAUUGAAGAUAUGCUUCCUUUAUUAAUACGUGGAAUAGCUGUUCAUCAUUCAGGAUUAUUACCAAUAUUAAAAGAAAUUGUUGAAUUACUUUUUCAAGAAGGUUUAAUCAAAGUAUUAUUUGCAACUGAAACAUUUUCCAUGGGGCUCAAUAUGCCAGCUCGUACUGUCGUUUUUUCUGAUGUGAAAAAAUUUGAUGGACAAAAUUUAAGAUAUAUUUCUGCCGGUGAAUAUAUUCAAAUGUCUGGACGCGCUGGUCGUAGAAGUAUUGACAAUAAAGGUAUUGUUAUUUUAAUGGCCAAGCAAAGAAUGGAACCUUCCGUAAUAAAGAGCAUGAUAUUUGGUGAAUCGGAUUAUUUACAAUCAGCUUUUCACUUGAAAUAUCACAUGAUAUUGAAUAUGACUAGAGUUGAGGGUUUGAGCCCGGAAUCUAUUUUGAAAAAAAGUUUUUACCAAUUCCAGAAUUCAUUAAAUUUACCAAGAUUAGAAGAAGAAAAGAAAUAUGAUUCAUUAAUUAUACCUAAUCAAAAACUUGUUGCAGAAUAUUAUGACAGUCGUCAAUUAUUGGAUGCAUAUUUCCGAGAAAUGCAAUCUAUAAUAAAUCAUCCAUUUCAUAUUCUUCCAUUUCUUAAACCUGGUCGAUUGGUUCGAAUAAAACACGCUAAUAUGGAUUUUGGAUGGGGUAUGGUGGUUAGAUAUGGAAUAAAAAAUGUAGGAUUAAUUCUUUUAUCUUUAAUUAUUGAUAAUAAUAUUAUUAAAUUUAAUAUUAAAGAAAAAACAUCUACCCAAGAAAAUAAGAUUAAUAAUCAAAUUAAUAAUCAGAUUAAUAUUGAACCAUUAGCACCAGAUGAUUAUUUUGUUGAUGUAUUAAUAUAUUGUGAUUCCAAUUCAAUCGUAGCAAAGACUGCUGAUGGGAUAACUACUGGUGUUAGACCUUGUUACGAUGAUACUGGAGAAGCGAUGGUCGUCCCGGUUGAAUUGUCUGCUAUACAAAGCUUAAGUGCGAUUCGAAUAUUUUCACCAAAAAGUUUUACUUUUCCUCAAGUUAGACAAACUGUUUAUGAUAGUAUUCAAAAUUUGAUUGAAAAAUUUCCAAAUGGUUUAAUUCCAUUGGAUCCUAUAGAAGAUAUGGCUAUUAAAGAUGAAUCUUUUCUAAAAUUGAUAAGAAAAAUAGAAAUUCUUGAAGACAAAACAUUUUUCAAUCCACUUCAUAAUAAUCCAUAUCUUCCCGUACUAUAUAAUCGAUAUGCAAAAAAAGUUUCACUUCGGAAUCGAAUAAAACAAUUAAAAAAGAAAAUCAAGAUAUCCCAAUCAAUUUUACAUCUUGAUGAAUUAAAGUAUCGAAAAAGAGUAUUACAUCGAAUUGGAUAUUUAACUGAAGAUGAUAUUAUUACCUUGAAAGGACGAGUUGCUUGUGAAAUAAAUGUGGGAGAUGAACUUGUUCUUACUGAAAUGUUAUUAAAUGGUGUAUUUAAUGAUUUAUCAGUGGAAAUGACUGCCGCUUUACUUAGUUGUUUUGUAUUUGAACGCAAAGAUAAUAAGCAACAAAAUAGAUUGAAAGAAGAAUUUACUGUAGUGUUUCGAAGAUUACAAGAAAUUGCUAGAAACAUUGCAGCUAUUUCUAUUGAAUGUAAACUUCAAAUUAUAGAAGAGGAAUAUCUUGAUAGUUUUUGUCCCGAUUUGAUGGAAGUAGUAUAUGCUUGGUGUCAAGGUCAAUCAUUUGCUGAUGUGAUGAAAUUGGCAGAUACUUAUUAUGAAGGACAAAUAAUUCGAAUUCUUAGAAAUUUAGAUGAACUUCUAAGAGCAUUGAUUUCUGCAAAUAAAAUUAUUGGAAAUUUAGAAUUAGAAAAUCAAAUCGAAAAUGAAGUUAAAGCGGCAAUUUGCGAAUUACAUGAUGUGGAUAUUCUAGAAUUUGAAUUGCCACCCAUAAAAGCUAAGAAACGUGAUAAAAUUUUUGAAGCGAAAUUAUUGACAAUAAAUUGUUCAUCAAGCAAAAGAUCGAAACAAUGCAUGGAACAAAAUCAAAUAUAUUGUCCAAAUACUGAGUUUUUGUUGAUGGCUCUUCCUUUUGUAACAACUCCUGUUCAAACAAAUCCAAAUCCCGGUGCCACUCAGUUGCAACAACAAUAG